AUGAAAGUAUUUGUAUCAAUCGCUGCCUUUGUGGCUGGGGUCUUGUCCCAAAGCACGUUCGAGCCCUCCGACUUCAACAUUACAGAAGCGCUCCUUGAUAAUGGAGUCAACAUCUCGGCGAUUCCCGAGCUAGCUCCAUUGGUGGAACGGUCACUCAUUAGUGGAUGCUCACUAGCUUGCCGCUCAUUGAAGUUCAUCUUCGGUGAUGACCUAGUCGAGACCCAAACGGAGCCAACUUACAAUGCCUUCGUCAAUUCGUUUUGGUCUGCUCAGCAGCGUGAAAUUACCCCCCAGUGCAUCUUCAAACCGGAGAAGGCAUUAGACGUUUCUACAACUGUACUCAUAUCGCGCCUAACGCAAUGUCCAUUUGCAGCGAAGAGCGGGGGUCAUUCUGCAGUGCCUGGAGGAUCCAACGUGGAUGGCGGAAUCACUAUUAGCUUCGAGAAGAUGAGCAAGAUUGCAUUGUCUGCUGACAAGAAGAUUGCGUCGUUUCAGCCUGGUCACACUUGGUUCGACAUCUACACUGCUCUCGAGGCAGAAAACCUUGCUGUCGUCGGAGGCCGAGUAUCCAGUGUCGGGGUCGGUGGCUUGACUUUAGGGGGAGGUAUCUCAUACUUCUCCAGCGUUUACGGACUCGCAUGCGAUAAUGUAGAGUCGUACGAACUAGUCACGGCGUCUGGACCCAUCAUCACAGUGAGCGAAACCGAAUUCCCGGACCUCUACUGGGCACUUCGUGGUGGUGGAAACAACUUCGGCAUCGUAACACAAUUCAACGUCGCAACUAUUCCCAGGGCUCCAACCAUGUGGGGUGGUAUGCGGUCAUACCUUGCCCCUUCGUUCCCCGCUCUAAUCAAUGCAUUCUACAACCUAGGUGUAAACGCGAAAAUUGAUGGUAAGGCCCAUCAGAUCUUAUCGUUUGCCUGGGCCGGCCUACAAGUAGCCCAACUCGAACUAGAAUACGCCGACCCCAUUCCAGAUGCUCCUAUUUUGGCAGAGUACAACGCAGUACCGGGCGCAGUCGCAGAUCAAACGGCUGUGAGGAGCCUUGCACAGCUCACCACGGCUCUCGCAGGCCCCGCCAGCGGUCCUGGACUUCGACAAGCCUUCUGGACCUGGACAGUCAAGCUUGAUAAGGAGAUGGCUACACUCGCAAAAGAUAUCUUCUUCGAGGAGCUCCCAUCUAUCGUCAAUGCGACAAACCUUAUUCCCGCUGUCUCACUUCAAGUUCUUACUGAACCGCUCCUAGAGAAGACAGCAACAAAGGGAGGCAACACGCUCGGUCUCGAUGCGAAAGACGGUCCCCUUCUGCUGGCUCUCGUUGCCAUCAAGUGGUCAAACAGUGCGGACGACGACAGGAUUAACAGAUUCGCCGCAAGGGUAAAAGAUCGUGCCUUGGCUGCGGCGACGGCACAAGGCAAGGCGAGCCCUUAUCUCUACAUGAAUUACGGCAGCCCAUACCAGAACGUCGUUGCUGGUUAUGGCCCAGAAAACCAGGCAAGGCUAAAGGCUAUUUCUGAGAAGUAUGAUCCUACAAACGUGUUUGAGAGGCUUCAACCGGGCUACUUCAAGCUUGAUGGUGCCCCGUGGGGUAACGGUCCAUGAGCAAAACGCGAUUGAUCAGCAGAGAACAACUAUUCGUAUAGCCUUAAUAAUAAUUUAAUACAUUCC
Molecule: messenger RNA, 1668 nt
Organism: Cucurbitaria berberidis CBS 394.84
Lineage: Eukaryota; Fungi; Ascomycota; Dothideomycetes; Pleosporales; Cucurbitariaceae
Product: FAD-binding domain-containing protein
Exons: 5
Coding region: 1-1602 (533 amino acids)
Molecular function (GO): oxidoreductase activity; FAD binding
Source: RefSeq, a predicted model, not a curated record